Paramuricea clavata is the source of this 4046-nucleotide messenger RNA. The record is from the annotation of a GenBank genome assembly. NCBI's taxonomy places the organism in Eukaryota, Metazoa, Cnidaria, Anthozoa, Malacalcyonacea, Plexauridae.
AUGUCGGGUUCAAUCUAUGUUAUAUUGUCAUUGUUCGUCGUUUUCGUAUCAAGGGGCGAAAGUUUAAGAAAUACAACAAACACAACGUAAGUUUAACGUAGUUUAUUAGUCCCAGACAGGACGAACUCGAAAGCGUACUUAAAUUCGUGUGGUUCUUGUUCUGCGCGCGCAAGGUUGUUGUCAAGCAGAUAUCAGGAUUUAGUAUUUUUGCACAAGUGAAUAUCACAAAUCCUACAAGUUGAUUGGUCAAAUUUGUAUUAAGCUGUUAUAUUUACCAACACUACAGGUGAAUAUAUAAAAAAACUGAAAUUUUCAAAAUGGCACUAGCCGUUUUGUGGAAGUUACUGAUACAGAAAUGAGCGAAAUUAAAAUAAAUUCAGUCCCAAAAUCACAAACGACUUGGGUAAAUAAUAAUUCCCCGAUAAUCACCUCGCCUUCGGCAAUGACGGUAAUGCAGACUUGAUGACGGUAACAGACUUGUUACUAGUUGUUCCAACAAGACUAGUACAGGCUGUUCGUAACAAGUUGCCCAGUACGAGCUUGUUGUCAUCAACUUGUUAACAACUUGUUGGGACAACUUGUUACGAGCCUGUUGGCAACUUGGCAUCAUCAACCUUGUUACAAGAUGAUAACAACUUGUUUUCAACUUGUCAACAACUGGGAACAAGCAGUGCGAACACAUCUUGUUGACAAGGCAUGGCUCCGACUUCAUCCUGUCCCGUGCAACCGAAACAGAGCGUAUUUCUUCUCCCUUGAGCACAAGAAUGGAACAAAUGACUUUGAUACAAAAAUAUUCCACGGAACGUUAUGGUAUACGGUUAAAGUGGAGAACAGGCCGACGUUCUUCAAAAUUGUCAUCAGUUUAAUUAAAAUGUUUCUUUUUUUGUAGAACUUGUCUGAAUGAUGUGAACUCGGUCAAGGAAUUAUUCCACCCAGACAGAUACGAUAAAGCCAUGCGUCCUUGUGAAGAUGGUUAGUUCGCUGAUAACUGGAUAGUUUUCUGUGACCGAUUUUUCAUUUCUUCAAUAUGCAGUUGUCUGAUUAUAAUUUCACCUCAAUCGCAUGUUAGAGGAGUGCUUCCAGUUUGACUCUACCAAAUAUCACAGGCAGUUACGCUGUAGUAAUAAUAGACCGGGAUGAUCUUUACUGGACUUCUAGGAAGAACAGUUAGAACCGAUAGAGCUAUCCAGUAUAAAUAAAGUUAGUUUAGUUUUCCUCCUGUAGUAACACUGGAUCAAUAAGAGGUGAUCCUUACUGGACCUCUAGGAAGAACAGUUAGAACUGAUAGAGCUAUCCAGUAUAAAUAAAGUUAGUUUAGGUUUCCUCCUGUAGUAACACUGGAUCAAUAAGAGGUGAUCUUCACUGGACCUCUAGGAAGAACAGUUUAGAACUAAUAGAGCUAUCCAGUAUAAAUAAAGUUAGCUUUGUUUAAGUUUCCUCCUGUAGUAACACUGGAUCGAUAAGAGAUGAUCUUCACUGGACCUCUAGGAAGAACAGUUUAGAACCGAUAGAGCUAUCCACUGUAAAUAAAGUUAGUUUAGUUUAGGUUUCCUCCUGUAGUAACACUGGAUCAAUAAGAGAUGAUCCUUACUGGACCUCUAGGAAGAACUGUUUAGAACUGAUAGAGCUAUCCAGUAUAAAUAAAGUUUAUAGUUGACCUAAUCUGAAUCCUUCCUAUUAUUGUCACAGGAAAGCCAGUUGUUGUCAGUGUUGGAAUAUACAUUGUUUCUAUAAAUAAUAUCAAAGAAUCAAAAAUGGUAAGAUUGAUCGAAGAUUAAUACAGUAACACUAAAGUCACUAUAUACCCAUCGAUUCUCUCUAUUUGUGGGUUUUACUAAGCACUAUCGUGCAGCAGAUGGUGUUCAACCCGCAGUUAUCAGAGUGAGAAAAUAAUGUUCAUUCUUUUCAUCAUAUGUAUAGUAUUAUAGUCUUGUAUUAGAUAGCAAGUAAAUAAAAUUGUGUCGACAGUUUCCACACGCUGCUCUGUAUUGCUUGUUGACUAUUAUCUCAAUUUCAGGAGUUCGACAUGCAAGUAUACUUUCGACAAACUUGGAGAGACCCAAGGUUAGCCUAUGAUGGUCUAAACCUCACAGAUAAAGAAUAUAUCGGAUUUUCUCCUGGUUACGUUUGGGAUAAAAUCUGGCUCCCCGAUGCUUACUUUGAAAACGAAAAGGAAGGCAAGGUCCAUACACUUAUGAGAAAGAAUCAAUUUCUACGAUUGUUUCAAGACGGCACGGUUUACUACAGCACCAGGUGGGUUGAGACGAUCCUUACUGGACCUCUAUAGGGAGAACAGUUUUGAACUGAUAGAGCUAUCCAGUAUAAAUAAAGCUUAGUUUAGGUUUUCUCCUGUAGUAACACUGGAUCGAUAAGAGAUGACCCUUACUGGACCUCUAGGAAGAACCGUUCAGAACUGAUAGAGCUAUUCAGUAUAAAUAAAGCUUAGUUUAGUUUAGCUUUCUUCCUGUAGUAACAGUGGAUCAAUAAGAAAUUAUUCUUACUGGACCUCUGGGGAGAACAGUUUAGAAUUGAUAGAGCUAUCUAGUAUAAAUAAAGGUAGUUUAGUGUUCAGAACUGAUAUAUUUAUUCAGUAUAAAAAAGGUUUGAGUUAUGUUAAUCCCGUGUUUGUCAUAUAGGUUGACCCUGACGCUAUCUUGUCCAAUGGUAUUCUACGAUUUUCCAAUGGACAGUCAAAAAUGCAACUUGAUCAUUUUGAGUUGUAAGUGAUGAUCCGUUUAUGUAUGAACCACAUGGGCAUUGAGAACAGCUGUCUGUACUGAUUAGAGUGUAUUUUUCUGUUUUAUAUAGAUGGCCACACAACGCAAAAUAUUAUCUACAAAUGGUUGACAAACAAAACCGAAACAUCGGUGUUAAAAAAUGAAUUAGUCAUACCACAAUUUGACAUUGGAAAGAUUGAGACCACAAGCCAUGUGAAUCACUACACUGUGGGUAGGUAUCACUCUAUUAUAUACCAAGCUGUUUUCUCCCAGUGUUACUACAGGUCCAGUAAGGAUCUGAAUUGUUCUCCCCUAGAGGUAGUCUUGUAUUCAUCUCUUAUUGAUCCAGUGUCACUACAGGUGUCACUACAGGAGGAAACCUAAACUAAAGUAACUUUAUUUAUACUGGAUAGUUCUAUCAGUUCUAAACUGUUCUCUCUAGAGGUCCAGUAAGGAUCAUCUCUUAUUGAUCCAGUGUUACUACAGGAGGAAACCUAAACUAAACUAACUUUAUUUAUACUGGAUAGUUCUAUCAGUUCUAAACUGUUCUCUCUAGAGGUCCAGUAAGGAUCAUCUCUUAUUGAUCUAGUGUUACUACAGGAGGAAACCUAAACUGAACUAACUUUAUUUAUACUGGAUAGCUCUAUCAGUUCUAAACUGUUCUUCCUAAAGGUCCAGUAAGGAUCAUCUCUUAUUGAUCCAGUGUUACUACAGGAGGAAACCUAAACUGAACUAACUUUAUUUAUACUGGAUAGCUCUAUCAGUUCUAAACUGUUCUUCCUAAAGGUCCAGUAAGGAUCAUCUCUUAUUGAUCUAGUGUUACUACAGGAGGAAACCUAAACUAAACUAACUUCAUUUAUACUGGAUAGCUCUAUCAGUUCUAAAUUGUUCUCGCUAGAGGUCCAGUAAGAAUCAUCUUUUAUUGAUCCAGUGUUAAUAUUUCUUUCUUUAGGUGAUUUUGUUGUGCUAACCCUGUACAUACAUUUUCAUCGACGCUUCGAGUUCUACCUGACUCACAACUACAUCCCGGCGAUGUUGGUGGUGAUAAUAUCCUGGUUAUCUUUCUGGGUAGACCGUGAUUGUGCACCAGCCAGAGUGGGGAUGGGGAUUACCACCAUCCUCACCAUGACCACUUUAAUUAUUGGUGUUGGCCAGCAAGACUUGCCUGUGGUCUCUUAUGUAAAAGCUUUGGAUUGGUACUAUAUUGGCUGUUUUGUUUUUGUGUUUGUUGGCCUGUGCGAGUACAGCGUCGUGAAUUAUUUUAGCACGAAACACGGCAGAUAUUUAAAGGAACAACACUUAAAGUCUGUUGUUUCGAAUUUAGAAAAG